Molecule: messenger RNA, 2248 nt
Organism: Rhodofomes roseus
Lineage: Eukaryota; Fungi; Basidiomycota; Agaricomycetes; Polyporales; Fomitopsidaceae
Exons: 3
Coding region: 271-2073 (600 amino acids)
Source: RefSeq, a predicted model, not a curated record
GGACGUUGUACGAAUAUUCAAGACAUGUAUAUAUUCGCGAUGUUGCCAUAAACCCAGAUCGGGGUCAACCAUCGGGCAGUGGCCACAGUGGCUGCCAAGAGCGAGUUCAACGUUCAAUGGUCGCAUCCCGCCGGUCCCUCCUCUGCUACGUCUACAAGGUUGUGCUAAUCGCAUAGCAGGACUGCAUAGUAGUACACUUGCACAAGAUACUUGAACGUUGGGCCACGGUGUGCAAGCACUGGCACUGACAGCAGCGACUGACCUGGACGCAUGUCAAACGUGGCCAUGGCCGGAUCGCACACUUGGGCUCGUGAAGACACCGAGCCCGACACCGCGCAACACUUUCAAUGCAACUACGACCUCAGGUCCCACCUGAAUGCUCUAUCUCCCGUCUCUGCGUUUCCUGCAGAGGUCCUCUCUGAGGUUUUUCUGCACGCCGCCGAGUUCUACACGACCGACAUAACGAGCUGGCCUUGGAUGGACGAAUGGAUACAAGUGACCCAUGUGUGUAGGCGCUGGCGCGCCGUUGCGCUUGGUUGCUCCGCGCUUUGGAGCCGUCUGACCUUAACCGGGCCAUGCGAUUGGAUGUCCGAGUUUAUCGCACGGUCGAAGACAUAUCCGUUGUCCGUUUCUGUGCUACUGCCGCCCCCUCGCACAUCAUCCUUUGACGACCCGCCGCCGCCGCUGGAGGAUUCGCUGGACCUUGCGUUUCCGUGCUUGACGCGUAUACGCACGCUGGCGUUGGAGGUCGAACCGGAAUCGGAAUGCUCCUCAGAGAUUAUGGAGCUGCUCGAUGGGCCAGCUCCUCUGCUCGAGUUCCUCUCGAUCUCUGAAGAGCCACGCUUUGACUCGGGGUCUGCCGUCAUUGGGCCUCUCAGCGAGCUAUUGCGUCGCCCCGAGUCAUCUGGCCUUCGCCACCUGGAACUAAACUGUCCGGUCGAUUGGACCGGAGUUUCGCUGCCACGGUUGACACUUCUAUCCGUCGGCAAUUGUAGGGACAAGACAGGCAUGGAAGCAUUCCUCAACGCGCUCGCUCAGAUGCCCCUUCUCGAGGAGUUGAUCACACAGUACGCGUUCAUUGAUUACCGCGGAGAGCCAGCCGCGUCACCCCUGGUCCCUCGGGCCGUGUUGUCCCGUCUGCGAGUGCUACGACUCCGCGAAACUGCAGCAAAUUGUACGUGCAUUUUGGAGAGUCUGGACACUCCGUCGCUUUCUCGCCUCUGCGUGAAUUCGGUGGAACGAGGAUCGGCACUGUGGCAGGCGCACCUCUGUGCUGCUGCCGCCUCGAAAAUGGAUAUCCUGGGUCAAAUCGGCACCCUCGCGGUCUCUGGCAAUCGCGCUAACUUCCCCUACGACAUCUUCCUGCGUUGCUACCACGACGUCCCCAACACUCCCGCGACGGACGCGGAAGAGGACAGCACCCAUGACUGGCUCAAUGACCGCACGCCUUUCCUAGAGUUGAACACCAACCACUGUAUUGACCAAGAAGAUCUCGCAGCCGCCGCUUUCUGCCAACUAUUGUCCAUCCAGAGCCUGCGUUGCCUCGUUUUCCAUAAGAAGCUACCUUCGCAAACUCUAUGGCGUCACCUCAUCAAGCACACUCAGUUCGUCGCCGAGCUCCGCGUUUUCGAUAUCGAGGACGCUCGCGACCUCCCAGCAAUGCUCGUAAGACGACGCUGCGGCGAUCUUCAAGGCUAUGAAGACCACCAAUACGCACUGCCUCGUCUUCUCUGCCUAACGCUGGACGAAGUGAGCUUCAGGGGGCCUGUCGAGAACAAUCCUUUCUUGACGCUCGUCCGACGACACUACGGCAUGGGCACGAAGCACCCUCCGUUCAUCAGCACUCUGCUCGACUGUCUCAUAGAGAGAUACGAGAACGGCGCCGAAAUCGAGACACUUCGCCUUCUGGAGCCGCACGAUAUCAAGGAGAACAGGGAUGUAGAAGACCUGAAGCACGUUGUGCGCUACGUUGAGUGGAGUAAUAGCUGGACACCAUUGACAUGGGAACACGAUGGAUUUGACGGCGAGCUGCCUUCCUCGUGUAUAUUUAGUACAGCAAUCAUCCCUUGGUAAGUACAGCCACUCGGCGCGCGUAGAUUCGGCAGCAGAGACAGCUGGGGUGCAGCAGUAACAACCUACAAAAUGAUCCGACUGUCCUUGACUUGCUCGCAUGGUGGACGGGCUCAUAAGCGAGUGCGCAAUUGGAUUAAGAGGUAGUACCAGCACUGGUUCUGAACUACGAUUAUCA